ACGCAGAAGUCACUCUCCAUGACAGCAAGGAGACCAGAGCAACAAUGAAGUCUCUCCGAUUCAUUAGUGCCGAAGCAUUCGUGUCAAAUGCAGAAUUUGCCAGGAAGAGUCUCCGCGGUGUUGCCCAUAAUCUUUUUCCUCUUCUUUUUAAAGCCAGCUAUUUACUGGAGCAAGGGGAAGUGAUUCAUGACUUGGUAGAGAACUGGCCACUUGUUGACUUUAACAUGGGAAAACUCUUGGGAACUACUGUGGACUGCCAGGAAGACCUGAGCCAUAGAACAUGCUCAGUGUGCUUGGAAAGCUGUCUGACAGGGCUGAGAGACUAUGUGCUGAAUCAUCCCUCUCCCUACGUGAAAAGACUGAAAGUGGUCGACCUGACCGGUAUAAAAGAUGUUGAAUUUCAGUUUUGUGAGUGUAAGAAGACAAUGGGCAGGUGGGCCAGGACCCAGCUGCUCUCUAAGCUUUGUUUAGAACUGCUGGUUUACCUGCAACAAACACAGUGCAAUCCAGGUACCUUUGAAAUCAGUAUUGAUGUGCUAAUUGACUUGUUUGUUACAGAGCGGAACUAUGAGCUGGUAGCGCAGGCCCUGUUGAAGAAAUGCUAUUGCCCACUGAAGAUCUGCUGCGUGGCAUUCAGAUCUGACAACCUGGCUUUGCAGAAAUUCUUCUAUAUCAUAAAGCUCACUGAUCCCUCGCUGCUGCGCAAACUGGAAAUAGUUCACAAUGUUCGCUUGGAAAUGGAGCACUUGGAAAUACUCUUCAACAGUAUGCACUUCCCUCUACUGAUGUCCUUGACCUUGCCAGCGCGAACAUUUAACGUGCGGAGGUUCACAGCUACAGAUGAACGGAUGCUUACUAACAUUGGAGAAAAGAUGGGUGAAAUGACGCAGCUCACCGAGCUGAGUAUUUCAUUUUCUAUACUCACAGGAAGAAUACAGAAGCUGCUCAGCCCACUAAAAACUCCACUGAAGAUGCUGGAUGUUUCUAACUGCUCACUGAACCAUGCUGAUAUGGCCUAUUUAGCCAAUAGCUUCCAUGCUAAUCACUUAGAAGCCCUGGACCUGAGUGGUCACAAUAUACCUGACCUUUACCCAUCAAUAUUCUUUAAGCUUCUCAGCCAUUCCUCUUCAGUGCUUAGGAGUCUUACCCUGGAGGACUGUAACAUCCAAGACAAUCAUGUCAACAUGUUGAUUUUAGCCUUAAGCCCUUGUCAGAAACUACAGGAGUUUAAGUUUCUUGGAAACCCACUGUCAUCCCAGGCACUUAAACGCCUUUUCACAUUUCUCUGUGAGUUGCCAAUGCUGAAAAAUGUGGAGUUCCCAGUUCCAAGGGACUGCUACCCUGUUGGCAUCACCUACCCAAUUGACGAUGCCAGUCUUUGCAGGUUUGAUCACCAAAAAUAUGAAAGUGUAGCAGAGGAGCUUAACCUCAUUUUACUCCAAGCAAAUAGGGAGGAUGUGAAGGCUUCAACUCCGCUCUUUGGCAGUUACGACGCAGCUGUUCAGGAGACAAACAAUGAACUGGGAGCUUACUUGAUCAAGUCCUUCAAAGAGACUUUAGAAAAGUUCACUACUUCUCUUAACAAAAUGAGUUAAAGGUGUAACUUAGUGGCGAUGAGAUGCUCUGUCAAAUCAGAAAUUAAUUUAGUCUUUUCUAGAACUGCGCCUUCAUUGAUCAGUCUUGAGUUUUCUUUAAUUUCUCGGCUGAAUUUACUUCUAUUUGAAUAGCCUCUGCUCAGCUGAGGUAUUUUAACUAUGCUCUAUCUAUUGCAUACAACUUUCAUAAGCAUUACUUGUUCUCAAAAGAGGGGAGGACCCUUAAUAGCUUAUUAUUUUACAGAAAAGCAUUUUGUUUCUUAUUAAAACAAUAGGUAUCUAAGCUUGGCUGAUUUCUUACAUAGUUUCUUCUGGAUUUGGCAGCGAGGCUUGUAGCCCUACAGAAAAGACAGUAAAGUCCUUUCCCACGUCCAGCAGGGUGUCCCAAAGAUUGUGCACCUAUCCUCACCUAUGGGUCCCUAAACCAAUUUUUGGUUUUGCCCUUGGCCUUCCAAAUUCACCAGUCUGUUUUAUCCUGUAUAUUCCCAAUAGUGGGGGUUGUAUAACAGCCUCCACGUCCCCUUGCCUCCCUUUUUUCUGCAGAGGCAAGCACGAUAAACCUCCUUUUGCGUGGGGAAUUACAGAGUUUGGCUAAUAUGUUGUGCUGGUGAGGAGUAAAGUUCCACACUGAGGAGGCAGCAAACCAAAUGGUUGGCUGACAGCAGGGGAUUUCUCCCCACUUGCCCCAACAACACAAAGCAGCCCGUGAGGACUCUGCUGAAGCUCUUGCAAAGUGUAUUUUACAAAGGCGUACCAGGACAGUGCUGCACAGCCACGCUCGUGAUGGCAGCAGGUAAGUGCCUCAAGCUGCUCCCUUUGUUGAAUCAGCUUCUUGGCUGGUAGAAUGUACCCUGCUGCUUUCAGCUGAUUUAAAGAAAGCCUAGGACAGUGGUAAUAAUGCAAAAAAGACUAGUGUUGAAAAAUGAAUUGUUGCUCAGUAACUAGAAGUUCACCUGCAGAAAAUACUGCUCACUUCUGCCAGGACUGUGUAUUGUAGCUACAGAGCUACAACCAGUGCCUGGAAGAAUCCCAUUUAUUUGGCAAGCUCCAGUGCAAGAAAUGUAUUUGAGUGACAGAGUAACCAGAAUCACAGACCCCCACACACACUGUUUUGGAAUGUGGGUAAAGGGGCCAACAGGGUGUCCGGAUGCAGCAGUAGGGUCACAAACCAAAUCUGGGGAGACUACUGUAAUGGGGGAGGAAUCCCUGGGUAGUAGGCAAGUGUCACAGCUUCUCAUCACUCUGCCAUUAAAUAUACUUUAACGGUUCAUGAAAACUUGAUUAAACAGCACUGAAAGUGAAUGUUGUAGGAGGAGUUGAGGUAUCAUUGUAGUAUGAAAGAUCAUUAACAAAGGCAGCUUACUUGAAAAAAUACUGGAUCUCAUCAUCUGAGAGUAAGGAAGAAACUUUCUUCAUUUAGGCAGUGCAGGUUUGUGAAGCUUUCUGUUUAUCCAGAAUAAGAAUAUGCAAGCAGCUACUAGCCUAGUUUACAAAAAAAAAAAAUUAAUGGACUGAGUACUAAGCAGAGCUUACAGGUUCCACAGCAUGCAUUUAAAUGAUUUUUUGAUGUCGUCUUAGUUUAUGUUCUUCCUUCUGACAUGUUUUACUGAUUAAACAUACGAUGGUAAAAUUGAAAGUGAAUGGACAUGACCUGUUUAUGUUUACAGAGCACUGAAAAAAAAAUAGAAGUAAUCUAAGUUGCCAAGCCAAGCAGCUGUGAUUUAGAAAACGCCAGAAUUGGGUUCUAUAUGGUCUUGCUUAUAUUUGGACAGCCUUUCAAAUGCUCCCUUGCUCUUGCCUCUACUCUUUAACUUUCCCUCCCUCUGACCUUGCCAUUCUUUCCGUCCUAGACUUGACCCAUGACUUCUCAGCCAGACGUAAGUGGUUUGAAUUUGGCUAGGGCAAGGAUCUACUCCUUUGGGAUGAGCAGUGGCAGUUCCUGUUGCUGGGAGAGGACAUUCCGUGUACAGUGGCUGCAAACCUUUGUGUAGUGAUUCCUCCACCGUGGCAGCAGGGCCAGCUAACAGGUUGUACCUGGAGGUGAAGGUUGGCCGUUUUGGAAGCAUGUUGUGCUACAACAGCCAGCCCCUGCCUGUUUCAGUACACACAGAAUAGGCAGCUUGUUCAUAGAUCCGCUUUUCUUUCAGAAUAUUUAAAUGCCUUAUGAAGACUGCUGCCUAUGCAGCUAAUCUUUCUGCUUUCUCCUCGCCUAAAGCCAGUCCUGGUCCACCCCUUUAUUUUAUUUCCUCCUUCUUUUGCUUCCCACAAACGCCUGCCUGUCUUCCAUUUUCAGUCUUACAUCCAUAUGACGUCUAUUUUAGUUUUAGUGCCCAGUGAGGAUCAGCACUAUGUCUAUGUCAAAUAUUCCCUUUGAGCCUGGAGUAUGGCGUGCAUUGCAUUAUAGAAGUGGUGCGCACACAUCCCUUCAUGCGGAAUAGCUGUGAAUGACUGACAAACAGUUGGAGCACAUGGAUCCAUGUGCAGAAAGGAUUUGGAUCCUGUUCCUGAGAAGCCAACUGUUCUGCAGAAGCACGCAGACAUUUUCAAAGUUUUGUGAUCUUCUAAAAUGCAUUUUGAUAGGAUUGAAGCAAAAGUUUUAUUGUUUACAGUUGCAUGUUAAAAUUUUAUUGCAUGAAAUAUAGUAUUAACUAAAAUGCAGGACAGGUAUAUCAGUACUUUGAAUAGUAUUGAAUCUAAAAGGCUGAACCGAGAUAAAACACCGCUAGUAUAUGACAACAGUUUUUUACUGACACAAAACUAUAUUUACCUCAGAAAUUCUUAGGAGAAAAUGUCAUAUUUUGGGCAUGGAGAGAUUUGUACCCUUUUGGAAUGGAAUCGGGUAUUUUUUCUCUUUUAAGUCACCCAAUUUCCAACUUUAGAGCCAACUUGUUCCAAGUUCUAUAGAACUUCAGACCAGCUGCAUGCAAUUACCUUUGCUGUGGUAUGAGUUGCUCCUUUGUGAAAAUCCUGUCCUUAGCUCUCAGAUAUCCUACCUUUGUCUCUUGAGUUUCUGUCCUAGUUUUGGUUGUUAUUGUUGGUUUUAAAUACAGGCCAAGCUGUAGCAUUUUGGUGUUGCCCUGGCUUACUGCAACAAGGGUGUGUGCCAUCUCUCAGAAGGAUUCCUGCAUCUCUUCUGCCCCAGCAGUGCUGAUUAUGGGUUGGGGCUGCUCGCUCUUCCUUUUUCCAUGUGUGUGGGACAUGCCAUUCUGCUAUUAGAGAAGAAGGACUAAUGCUACAACUACAUAAGCAUAUAAAGUUACCUUCUACUUUGCAAGUGCAGCCAGAUACUGAUUUAACCCUGCCUUGUGUUCCCUAUCUUUCCAAUUUGUAUCAGGCUGGAGCUAUGCAGUUGAUAGUGCCAGCUAUGGCUAUUUAAAACCAUGGACCAGAAUCAAAAUGCUCUAAGAUUUUGAAGUAAAUUUAACUUCAUUUUAUCUUUUA
Molecule: messenger RNA, 5036 nt
Organism: Harpia harpyja (harpy eagle)
Lineage: Eukaryota; Metazoa; Chordata; Aves; Accipitriformes; Accipitridae
Gene: LRRC14B
Product: leucine rich repeat containing 14B
Exons: 2
Coding region: 45-1595 (516 amino acids)
Cellular component (GO): cytoplasm
Source: RefSeq, a predicted model, not a curated record